AAGAGCAGGAGGAGACUGAGAAGGGCAAGGAGUCAUGGCUUCUGAUGCUAGUCACGUGCUGGAAGCUGCCCUGGAGCAAAUGGACGGGAUCAUUGCAGGUACUAAAACAGGUGCGGAUAUUAGUGAUGGUACUUGUGAGGCUGGACUGCCUUCCCCGGCCUCCUACGUGAACCCCUUCCCAGUGCUCCAUCUCAUCGAGGACUUGAGGCUGGCCCUGGAGAUGCUGGAGCCUCCUCAGGAGAGAGCAGCCCUCCUGAGCCAGAUCCCUGGCCCAACAGCUGCCUACAUAAAGGAGUGGUUGGAGGAGAGCUUGUCCCAGGUAAAUCACCACGGUGCUGCUAGUAACGAAACCUACCAGGAACGCCUGGCACGUCUAGAAGGAGAUAAGGAGUCCCUCAUAUUACAGGUGAGUGUCCUCACAGAUCAAGUGGAAGCCCAAGGAGAGAAGAUUCGGGACCUGGAAGUGUGUCUGGAAGGACACCAGGUGAAACUCAAUGCUGCUGAGGAGAUGCUUCAACAGGAGCUGCUAAGUCGCACAUCUCUUGAGACGCAGAAGCUUGAUCUGAUGACUGAAGUGUCUGAGCUGAAGCUCAAGCUGGUUGGCAUGGAGAAGGAGCAGAGAGAGCAGGAGGAGAAGCAGAGAAAAGCAGAGGAGUUACUGCAAGAGCUCAGGCACCUCAAAAUCAAAGUGGAAGAGUUGGAAAAUGAACGGAAUCAGUAUGAGUGGAAGCUGAAGGCCACUAAGGCUGAGGUAGCCCAGCUGCAAGAGCAGGUGGCCCUGAAAGAUGCAGAAAUUGAGCGUCUGCACAGCCAGCUCUCCCGGACAGCAGCUCUCCACAGUGACCACGCAGAGAGAGACCAAGAAAUUCAAUGUCUGAAAAAGGGGAUGGAAACUUUGCUUGUUGCCAAUGAAGAUAAGGACCGUCGCAUAGAGGAGCUUACAGGGUUGUUAAACCAGUACCGAAGAGUGAAGGAGAUUGUGAUGGCAACUCAAGGGCCUUCAGAGAGAACACUCUCAAUCAAUGAAGAAGAACUGGAAGGAAGUUUCAGGAAGUGGAAUACUACAAAUAAAGGCCCCGAAGACUUAUUUAAACAAGAGAUGCCUCCAAGAUGUAGCUCCCCCACAGCGGGGCCACCUCCAUUGCCGCAGAAAUCACUAGAAACCAGAGCUCAGAAAAAACUCUCCUGUAGUCUGGAAGACUUGAGAAGUCAAUCUGUGGAUAAGUGUGUCAACGGGAACCAGCUCUCCCCGGUUGCAGAACCCAAGGCUGGCCCUUUCCUGGUGGAGCACAAAUACCCCACAUUACCUGGGAAGCUUUCAGGAGCCACGCCCAAUGGAGAGGCUGCCAGAUCUCCCACCGCCUGCCUGCCUGACACCACAGGGAGCAGCCUGCAGAGGCUGAGAGACACAGAAAGUGGUUGGGAUGACACUGCCAUGGCAAAUGACCUUUCAUCCACGUCAUCUGGCACCGAAUCAAGUCCCCAGUCUCCUCUGACACCAGAUGGUAAACGGAGUCCCAAAGGCAUCAAGAAGUUCUGGGGAAAAAUCCGAAGAACUCAGUCAGGAAACUUCAACACUGAUGUGCCAGGGAUGGCAGAGUUUCGACGAGGUGGGCUCCGGGCCACCGCGGGGCCAAGACUGUCUAGGACCAGAGAUUCCAAGGGACAGAAAAGUGACGCUAAUGCCCCCUUUGCCCAGUGGAGCACCGAGCGUGUGUGUACGUGGCUGGAGGACUUUGGCCUGGCUCAGUACGUGAUCUUUGCCAGGCAGUGGGUGUCUUCCGGCCACACAUUAUUGACAGCUACUCCUCAGGACAUGGAAAAGGAGCUAGGAAUUAAGCACCCUCUUCACAGGAAGAAGCUGGUUUUAGCAGUGAAAGCCAUCAACACCAAGCAAGAGGAGAAGUCUGCACUGCUAGACCACAUUUGGGUGACACGGUGGCUUGACGAUAUUGGCUUACCCCAAUACAAAGACCAGUUUCAUGAAUCCAGAGUUGAUGGACGAAUGCUGCAAUACCUAACUGUGAAUGAUCUACUCUUCUUAAAAGUGACCAGCCAACUACAUCAUCUCAGCAUCAAAUGUGCCAUUCACGUGCUGCAUGUCAACAAGUUCAACCCCCACUGCCUGCACAGGCGGCCGGCUGAUGAGAGUAACGUUUCUCCUUCAGAAGUUGUGCAGUGGUCCAACCACAGGGUGAUGGAGUGGUUGCGGUCCGUAGACCUGGCAGAGUAUGCUCCCAACCUUCGAGGGAGUGGAGUCCACGGAGGUCUCAUUAUCCUGGAGCCACGCUUCACUGGGGACACCCUGGCUAUGCUUCUCAAUAUUCCACCACAAAAGACACUCCUCAGGCGCCACCUGACCACCAAAUUCAAUGCCCUGAUUGGUCCUGAGGCGGAACAGGAAAAGCGAGAUAAAAUGGCCUCGCCAGCUUACACGCCACUGACCACCACUGCCAAAGUGCGGCCAAGGAAACUAGGAUUUUCACAUUUUGGAAACCUAAGAAAAAAGAAAUUUGAUGAAUCGACGGACUACAUUUGCCCAAUGGAGCCCAACGACGGCAUCAGCGACAGUCACAAGGUCUACAGUGGUUACCGGGGCCUCAGCCCCCUUGAUGCCCCUGAACUGGAUGGGCUGGACCAGGUGGGACAGAUUAGCUGACGCCCUUGUCACCUGCCCUCUCUGUGCACCCUGAGCACUCACAGUAACAAUGUGUGUCACCGUAUAACUGCACCUCAUCCCUUGCACGUGUGCAUGACUCACAGAGAACAUUCCAGCAAUUGUGGACCCCUGGGCUAGUCUCUCUUCAAACCCUGAUGGUGGCUAGGAAAUGGAGCUACACCUCUGCCAAGGGGCCAGGCUUUGGGGACUAUUGCCAAAGGUGGGCUCAGGAGGAAAGACAAUUAAAGACACUUUUACAUUUUUAGUAUUCUUGACGUCCAUCUUCAGCACCAGUGGAAACACAUGAACUUGGACACAGGUCCAGAGAACCUGGUCACUGCCAAGAGGCUCAGCUCUCGGACAUCUCCCUGUGCUUCAGAUGAGGGAAACGCUCAAGUGCCUUAGGCCUGUGGGCCACAAUCUUAGCUGAGAUCAGUAGGAGCAGGCAGCUGGGACUUGUGUCACAGUGACGGUGGAAUUGUGUCGUACCUUACUACAGAGGUGGCUGCUGCUUUCUGGUAAUAAAAACGGUAUUUAUGUACAAAGC
Messenger RNA from Propithecus coquereli (Coquerel's sifaka), 3206 nucleotides. It is a transcript of the gene PPFIBP2, whose product is annotated as PTPRF interacting protein, binding protein 2 (liprin beta 2). The transcript has 23 exons. Gene Ontology annotation, molecular function: protein binding. The record is from RefSeq and is a predicted model, not a curated record. Gene Ontology annotation, cellular component: presynaptic active zone. Gene Ontology annotation, biological process: neuromuscular junction development. NCBI's taxonomy places the organism in Eukaryota, Metazoa, Chordata, Mammalia, Primates, Indriidae. The coding region runs from base 35 to 2659 and encodes 874 amino acids.